AUGCAGAAGCAGCAAGUUGAAGCGACUUCGAAUCAGCAGCUGUCAGCACGAUUACCUCUUCCUUCAGUAAGUCACGUGAUUGCUUCGUCUUCGUCACAAAUCUCUUCCAAUUAUUCAUAUCCGAAUUCUAGUAAACCAACGAAUUCAACUUAUUUCAACGAAUCUCCCAACAGUAAUAAUCAAACUGCGUCGAUAGCGCAAGCAGUGGCACAAAGAGAUUCAUCUUCAUUACAAGUAAAUCCGUCAAAUUAUCGAAUUUGUUCGAACAAUAUACCAACAUCAACGUCAGCGACCGCCGUUUUCCAACAGUUUAAUUCGCCUACACUACUCGAUUCGUCUUCGAAUAUUUCAAAGGAAAAUUUAACCGAUGAAUAUCGCGAACUUAAAAAGCUUUUUAAGCAUCUCGUAUACGUAAGUUCUAUUUUUUUCUUUCAGCAGCAAACAUUUCGUUUUUGCUUGGCCCCAUUAACUGCUAAGGCUUCGGCUGCUUCGCUGGAGAUUCGUUUGAUGGCAGAUGACAGAGUUCGGACUCUCGGCGAAUUGUUCGGACGAAAGGACAAACGCCGAAUCUUUGCUACCGUCGGUUUGACUAGGAAGUAUGCUGUAAAGGAUGCUGAGCAGCAUUUGAAGAAUUCAGCUUGCAGGCUUUCUCUCGAGGAGCAGGAGUGUUACCAGUCAGAAUUGCGAAAUCUUCAACGGAUAUUAUUUAAAAUAACACGUGAUAAAAAUUUUUUGCUUGAUCGAUUAUUACAGUAUGAAACAAUAAGCGAUUCGUCUGAUGGUUCGGAUUCGGAUCCAUCUGAUACAGAUUCAGUUAAAACGUUAGAAGAUAAACCGUCUCCGAAGAAAAAAAUACGUCUUUCUAUGCAGCGUCGCAAGAUGAAUGUUGGUAGACCGAGGUCAGUUUUUCUGCCAAAUAUGAAUGAUUCAAUCGUAUCAUCGUCAAAUUUGAAUCGUUAA
Molecule: messenger RNA, 960 nt
Organism: Dracunculus medinensis (Guinea worm)
Lineage: Eukaryota; Metazoa; Nematoda; Chromadorea; Rhabditida; Dracunculidae
Source: the annotation of a GenBank genome assembly